This is a messenger RNA of Brassica napus (rape), 1154 nucleotides long. RefSeq lists its product as uncharacterized. NCBI's taxonomy places the organism in Eukaryota, Viridiplantae, Streptophyta, Magnoliopsida, Brassicales, Brassicaceae. The transcript is spliced from 6 exons. Bases 403 to 978 code for a protein of 191 amino acids. The record is from RefSeq and is a predicted model, not a curated record.
UGAGUUAAAACUUAGAAAACAACAUUUUUUUAGCAACCUUAGAAAACAGCCAUAUAAACAACUUUAUAAAAAUUUAAGACAUCAAAAUUUUAUAGUACAGUAUAGUUUAUUGAGAAGUUUUAUUUAUAUUUUAGACGGGUAAUUACAUAAUGACCCAGCUUGGAAGGAGUGAUCCAUUAUUGAAGAAUAUGAAAAUUUGCAUGUCGGUCAACGAAUAUAGCAUGUUCGAAAAGGGAAAACACAAAGGCCCAUUAAAAACUCUAUUUCGAAUUUGUUACAAUUAUUACAUCUCCCUGAUAAAUUAGGUUUCUUACAAUUUAGGACCAAAGAACCUCAACACACACACAGGUGGGUCGAAGAAGAAGACGAGAGAGAGGAAGAUCACACAAGCUCUGAUAAGUCAUGCGAAUCCUUGCUGCUCGCCUCGCUAACCAUUUUCGCAGAGGGAGAAAUGGGUAUCCUCGAUCUCGGGACUUCUCCUCGUUGACCAAGAAAGAGGACCUUACAUUGGAGGAAGAAGCUGAGAGGAAAAUAGGAUGGAUGCUGAAGCUUUUCUUUGCUGGGACGGCAACCUAUGUUGGAUACCAGUUCUUCCCUUAUAUGGGUGAUACUUUGAUUCAGCAAUCAGUCUCGCUUUUACAUGUGAAGGAUCCCUUGUUUAAGAGGAUAGGAGCUUCUAGGCUUUCCCGUUUCGCCAUUGAUGAUGAAAGGAGGAUGAAAGUUGUAGAGUUGGGUGGGGCUCAAGAGCUUCUUCAUAUGCUGGGCGCUGCUAAAGAUGACAAGACAAGGAAAGAAGCUCUUAAGGCUCUUGCUGCUCUCUCUAAAUCAGAUGAAGCUGCCAACUUCCUGGGAUCUAAAGGAGCACUCUCUAUCGUCAAAUCGACUCCAGAUUCCUCGGAAGAUUCAGACAUUUCAACAUACAAGUCUAACAUACUCAAGAAGCUAGAUGAUAAAGACCUCUCUGUCUCUUCCAGCUGAUGAUAGUCUUUUCAAAAAAAGUGUAGGACAAGGAUCAUAAGUGUAGGCUUAUCUCUAUAAUCCUAAGCUUAUCUUACCUCCUUUCCAAGUUAGAACUCUUGAGUUUUGUUCCAAAAGAAAGAAACGGUUUGAUUAUAUAGCUUCUAUUCUUAAUGCUGAAUAUUGUUUGAUUCCAA